Annulohypoxylon maeteangense is the source of this 1867-nucleotide messenger RNA. RefSeq lists its product as uncharacterized. Gene Ontology annotation, molecular function: zinc ion binding; DNA-binding transcription factor activity, RNA polymerase II-specific; DNA binding. NCBI's taxonomy places the organism in Eukaryota, Fungi, Ascomycota, Sordariomycetes, Xylariales, Hypoxylaceae. The coding region runs from base 32 to 1867 and encodes 611 amino acids. Gene Ontology annotation, cellular component: nucleus. The transcript has 4 exons. The record is from RefSeq and is a predicted model, not a curated record. Gene Ontology annotation, biological process: DNA-templated transcription; regulation of DNA-templated transcription.
GGAACACUACGCUACAUCAACAUAUCUGAGUAUGUCAACUGCAAGUCGUCGCCGUAACGGUUCUCAAGCUUCUUGCGAACGGUGUCGGAAAUCUAAGAUUCGCUGUGAUCACCUUAAACCUAUUUGUGGUCCGUGUCAGCGCCGGGGGCUAGAGUCUCAGUGCUGGUAUCAUCCCGCACCCCUCACCAAACGACGAAACUCUCGAUCAACCCCGCCAACUCACCCCCAAGCUGAUAGUAUUGAUCAAGAUGAGUUUAACCAUGAUACUUCGGAGACCAAUCCAGUCAAUCCAUUCUCAGAUUUCCUUACAUGGCCUUCUAUCUUAAACCAUCCUAACUACGCGUUAUCGCGCGUUCCCAUAUACGAAUCUCUCAACGAGAAGGGGCAACAAGGGCACUUGGCCACCACAGAGGAAAUUGUCGCUCAAUUGAAGUAUCUCCCCUUUAUUGAGAAGCUUUUCGAUGAAUUCUUCUCAUUCAGUCAAAUUGCACUUGUUCCAAGACGAAUAUUUUUGAGACUUGUUAAGUCGGUUCGCAAUAACCUCACAAUAUCGGAGCAAAAUCCCGAAAAGACGGUAGAAUGUGGUCAUGGCAUUUCACAACUUGCCAAGGAUGUACUACAUUCCUCUUCGUCCCAGGUCAACAUUACGUCGUCGUUAGACCCUGACAGUUUCUGCGCAUUAUUUUCUGGGAAUAAUUUGCGUGUGGAGACGCUGGGUCUUCUUUACACAACCGCUGCGCGCUCAUACUUAUGCGGCAUGGUAUAUGACGAAAGUAAACAUGAUGGAUUCAUUCAGGCAAUGAUACGAUGUAGUAACCUGAGUUUACAACUCGCCCGAGAUCUUUCGACACAGACGAAUGAUUUCAUCAUCUGGUUAGCUCACGAUAACCUACAGCUUACCACACUCGUUGAAGGGGAGCCAAGUCUGGGUGUUUGGCGACGACUAGGAGAUCUAGCAACGGACUUAUUCGCCUUAGGCCUCCAUCGCGAAUCAACAUACUCCACCGAUACGACGCCGUUCUUCCUGGCGGAGUGUCGCAGGAAGACCUUCGCUACCGCAUACCAUAACGAUAAGUUUUUCAUGGCCGUUUUCAAUCGACCCCCACGGAUACCGGCUCGGUUCGUAGAUUUCAAUCUACCUCUUGAUUUAUCCGAGGACGAAAUCUUCGCAACCUCAUCCGAGAUGCUAGAGCAAGCGCGAAGCAAGCUGUCACUGGAUGGCUGGGGCACAGACGGGGGUUAUAGAGCCACAACGUGGGCGCGAUUUCAGCUGCUACGGUUACUUGGACAGGGAGACAUAACCCCUCAACCAGAGUUGAUUCAAGUUUCCGCAAAUAUGCUUGAGACGGUUAUACGGAUGGCAAAGGCUCGCAGCAGGGCCAUUUUCUUUCCUCGAGAUCUCCCCGUAUUGGUGCUAUCAUAUGGUCUACCUAGCGCAAUGGUUCUUAUCGCAGCAUUGAGAGAAACUACGCAAAGUCCAUCAACCAAUUUCCCACUCGAAGUAAAUCGUUCUCGUCUCAUACGAAAUCUCUCGGUCUUCGUGUCUCAACUCGAUAGCAUAUCGAGUCCCAAGGAAACGACUCACGAGUUCUGCAUUCAAGCAGCGAAGAUCAUUUCGCGCAAGCUUGACAUGGUCUUGGAUAAUCUCGCGGUCUCGACUCAUGUGGAACCCCUAGAUGUCGCACCGGGUUCAAAUGAGAGCCCGAAGUUGAUGCCGAACCAACCAAUACCAGCUAAUGGUACGUCUACCCCUGGAUCUGCAAGUCUUGAGACCAUCAAUUUCGACGAUAUGGAUGGGCUCGAUCUUGAUUCUUGGCCGUUGAGUUUUGAUUUUGACGCAAUCAAUAACGAGUGGAAUACUCCAUAG